Messenger RNA from Venturia canescens, 3804 nucleotides. It is a transcript of the gene FucT6, whose product is annotated as alpha-(1,6)-fucosyltransferase. The record is from RefSeq and is a predicted model, not a curated record. Gene Ontology annotation, biological process: protein N-linked glycosylation. Gene Ontology annotation, cellular component: Golgi cisterna membrane. The coding region runs from base 687 to 2447 and encodes 586 amino acids. Gene Ontology annotation, molecular function: glycoprotein 6-alpha-L-fucosyltransferase activity; protein binding. The transcript is spliced from 5 exons. NCBI's taxonomy places the organism in Eukaryota, Metazoa, Arthropoda, Insecta, Hymenoptera, Ichneumonidae.
UACGAACGGGCGCCGUUGCUGACACUGAAACAGCAGAGCGCAUGUGCACGAAACUAUCAUGGGUGUCCAUGGACAGACAGCGCUAUUGGGUGGCCGUGGCCAGUGUACUCGUUGUUCAGUCACCUUCCGUUUCGAACAUGAAACGUGUAAAAAAAAAACAUCAUUGAUGGUCUAACAUGUAAACGUCACACACUCGUGAAACAUUCGUAAAUCCCCCUUGAAGUGGUUACAUAGCAAUGACUAUUUCUGUACGACUAAACCUCUGUGAACCCGACAGGAACUCAUAAACGUUUCCGCGUGUACCGGAAUCGCGUUGGAUGUUUUAAAUGUUAACUCUUUUUAUAUUUUCCAUCGACAUGAAUACCAUUGACACCAGUUGAUCAUUGAAAAACAUGCGAUUUAUCAGUUUUAUGUAAUGUCGUUAUGAAAAAUCGUGCUUUUAUUAUCUCAUGAGCGUCAUGAAGUACAAGUGGCAUUAGAACACAUCCAGUUGUUUCUUCUUGUUACGGCUAUACAAUUUGCCUUACAAAACAUCAUAACGCUCGUCACAUAUAUAUGACAAUGCGAACGAAAUUGUUAAAGAAAAACGGGAAUAAAAAUGCAACAUUCAUUUGAUCAGCGAGAUCCAGUGGUAACAAGAUUGUAAAAUUUAGUUCCGAGCCACUUCUCACCGUUCCUCAGAAACCAUGGCGCUGUGGACAGGGAGACCAGGAUUGUUGAGAAAACUUGGAAUCAUUUUGCUCGGCGCUUGGCUACUGGUUUUGAUACUUUCAGUUUCUCAUGUAUUUAGAAGCAAUACUCUAUCCUCUGAAAACUCAGUAUCAAAUAACAGAGAUAACUCGCAGCGCCUUGCACAGAUGGCCAAUGAAUUUGAGAUACUCAAAAAACAGAAUGAAGCACUUGCCAAUUUAUUAUUAGGAGAUGGGACAAAAGGUGCAAAUGAAAAUAAUUUAGUAUCCACACAGGAUAAAUUGUCGAUUCUUUACAAUUUACUGGGUCAACAAGGAAGCGAAAAAUUCAAUGCUCCUUCUUCGGAAUAUGAAGAAUUGAGACGCAGAAUACGCAACAAUGUUCAAGAGAUGUGGUAUUAUGUUAAUGCUCAAUUAAGUAAAGCCAAAAAGAAAGUUGAUUCAGUAGGAGCGGAGCAGCAUAAUAAAGACUUGGAUGAAGCCCUUAAAAUGAUUUGGGAACACAAAAAAUCACUGAUUAUUGAUUUAGAUAAAUUAGGCAAAGCCGAUGGGCAUGAAGCAUGGAGAGAGAAAGAAGCCAAAGACUUAUCGGACCUUGUGCAAAGACGAUUUAGAUAUCUGCAAAAUCCAAGCGACUGUAACAAAGCGAAAAAGUUGAUAUGCAGUUUGAACAAAGGAUGUGGUUUCGGUUGCCAAAUUCAUCAUUUAACGUAUUGCUUUCUCGUUGCAUACGGAACGGAGCGAACAUUGAUACUGAAAUCAAAAGGCUGGCGGUAUCACAAGGACGGGUGGGAGUCGGUUUUCAAGCCAGUGAGCGACACGUGUACGUCGACGAGUGGAGCGUCGCAUAGCAAUUGGCCGGGUGACAUAACGAAGCAAGUCGUGUCGCUGCCAAUCGUCGACAACGUUUAUCCAAAACCAAAAUAUCAACCGCCGAGUGUGCCAGCGGACAUUGCGGCGAGAUUAGAAAAAAUACACGGUCACCCGAUAGUGUGGUGGGUCGGUCAGGUUCUGAAAUAUUUGAUGAGGCCUCAAGAGAACGUGAAGAAUGUCCUGGAUUAUUCCAAGGAAAAGCUUGGCUUCGAAAAACCGAUAGUCGGAAUUCACGUGAGGCGAACUGACAAAGUUGGUUCUGAGGCGGCUUUCCACGAUAUCCACGAGUACAUGGUCAAGGUUGAGCAGUACUUCGAUCAACUGGAAGAACCUCCUUCAGUGAGAAGGGUAUUUAUCGCGAGCGAUGAUCCAAAGGUUAUUACAGCAGCGAAAAAAAAGUACCCGAAGUACGAGAUAAUCGGUGAUCCCGAAGUUGCCGAAACGGCUUCGGUUUCCCGUCGAUAUUCCGACUCCUCGUUGCAGGGCGUAAUCGUCGAUAUCCAUUUGCUGUCGAUGAGCGAUUAUCUCGUGUGUACUUUCAGCUCGCAAGUCUGUCGCGUCGCGUACGAGCUAAUGCAAACUUAUCACACCGACGCUUACGACAAAUUCGCUUCUCUCGACGACAUUUGGUAUUACGGGGGUCAAAAUUCUCAUCCGCAUGUCGCUAUACACGAUCAUAAGCCCCGCAGGCCCGGCGAGCUCGAACUUCGUGUCGGUGAUUUGCUCGAGGUUUACGGCAACCAUUGGGAUGGAUUUUCCAAAGCGCGCAAUACACGAACCAGCAUGACUGGUCUUUAUCCUAGCUUCAAAGUUAAAAACCCCGUAGCUGCGGUCGAAUUUCCCAAAUACCCGGAAGUCCCGCUGACCGAAGAUCGCAACUUGUGAAUCAUGUAAAUCCUUAUUUAUCUUUUGCAAACUUUACUACCGUUUUUUUUUCUUCGAACGAAAAGCGUCGAAUCACUGCAAUCGGGCAAGUGUCUUCUAGGGCCCUGAAAAUGCACAAUUUUUCAGUCAGUCGUAACACUUUUGUGAGCUCCUUUGAUCGCAGCAACAACGGCCUAGAGAUUCGGUCGAAACGCACCUUUUCUCUCUCAGAACUAUCGAUAAUGAGAAUAGAUUGUGUCGAAUCCACCACUGUUUUAGACAUUUGAAAAAAAAAAAAAAAAAAACGGAAAGCAGGUUACUGUAAUUAUUGAAACUUUUUACUAUCUUUUGACUUCUUUUACUCUGCAAACUUUCCUAUUAAGUGCUAGUGACCGAACUGUAUUGUCACUGCGUUCAAGCGAAAUGUUUUUUCUGAUCUCUUUUUUGUUGCACACAAACAAGUUUUUGUUUACUAUUGUGAAUGGCUUUAUAAUUGUUAAACUAAUGGAUUAACGAAUUCACUGGGUUAAUUGUUUGCUUUUAACGGACAUUGAAGAUUUUCUAUGAAGUUUGUGCCAACGAAGCAGCAUAUAGACCACAAACGAUUCACUUUAUGCGUGCUGCUUUUUUUUAUCAUCAAUAUAUAAGACCGUAACGAACAAAUAGCUCCAAUCACUACGUGAAACUCUUGACAUUCAAACCCUUGAAAUACUCUUAGAGUUCAGAAUCCUUCAGGAAAAUUUUGGUUCAAAUUUGAUUGCCUGGUUUUUUUCGGAUUUCCAUUUUUGCGGUGACCAAACUGGAUUUUUGCAUUGGAAAAUAAUGAAACAUGAUAUACAAAUCAUUCAAAAUUGGGUAAAAGUCUAAAACAGUUUAGCUUGAAAUUCAAAAUCUUUUCUGGACUAAAUCAGACCCUGAAAAGGUUUCGUGUAACUACAGGAACGUGCACACUUUUUGAGGGUUCAAGUCCAAACGGUUGUUAUUGUUGUUCCGAUGCAUUUAUAAUGACUUGUUAAAGCCAAGUCGUCGAAAAUGAAUACUAUUUUAGCUAUAAAAAAUUGAUAAAGAAAAAACGUCCUAUGAAAUCAUCCGCAGCUAUAUUCCACAAUAAUUGAACUCGCAAAGUUCACUCCCUGUUGGAUUUAACUUGUCAACGAAAAAUAUUUGGGCUAAAACUGAUCAACCCAUCGAUUAUAUAAAUACGUAAAGUAUAGACAAAAAAAGCUAAAUAACGAAUGUAUUUUUAAAGUUUGGGUGUGUGUGCACAGCGAGCUGGGCUUGUGGCCUAUUCAGAUAUUCGGCAAAUUGCCCUAUGUAUCAUAUAUACAUUGUAAUAUAUUUUAUACUGAUAUGAGAAAUAAACGAAAUCAAAUGAUAA